CGACUGUGGCGGAGAAGGCCCGGAGGCGCUCUGCGUUCUGGAGUGGCGGUACUUGGGCUAGUGGCAGAUAGCAGGGUGCUGGCGCCGCGACUGAGGAGAACGGCGAGUCGGUUCGGCGUUUCGCAUCGGGGUCCCCGCAACGAUGAGUGCUGCCAGGGAGUCCCAUCCGCACGGGGUGAAGCGUUCCGCCUCCCCAGACGACGAUCUUGGAUCUAGCAAUUGGGAGGCAGCAGACUUAGGUAAUGAAGAAAGAAAACAAAAGUUCUUGAGACUCAUGGGAGCUGGAAAGAAAGAACAUACUGGUCGUCUUGUUAUAGGAGAUCACAAAUCAACAUCUCACUUCCGAACAGGGGAAGAAGACAAGAAAAUUAAUGAAGAACUGGAGUCUCAGUAUCAGCAAAGUAUGGACAGUAAAUUAUCAGGAAGAUAUCGACGACAUUGUGGACUUGGCUUCAGUGAGGUGGAAGAUCAUGAUGGAGAAGGUGAUGUGGCUGGAGAUGAUGAUGAUGAUGAUGAUUCACCUGACCCUGAAAGUCCAGAUGACUCUGAAAGUGACUCAGAGUCAGAGAAAGAAGAAUCUGCUGAAGAACUCCAAGCUACUGAGCACCCUGAUGAAGUGGAGGAUCCCAAAAGCAAAAAAGAUGCAAAAAGCAACUAUAAAAUGAUGUUUGUUAAAUCCAGUGGUUCAUAACUCGCAAACACUUAGUCUUUGUAUUAAAAGUAAGCCUUAUUGUUAGAAUGCACAGUGGAGGACUGCUUGUAGAGCACAGACCUUUGUAUUAUAAUUUUUAAAAAGGCUCUUUUAAAUAAUUACAAAGAGUGUUUGCUUUCAGAUGCCAUGGGUUACACUUUUAUGGGCAUGACUAUAACCAUUUUUGUAAAGAGUGAGAGUUGUAUAAAAUAAGAAAUAAAUACAGUACUCAAUUUCCUUUCA
Molecule: messenger RNA, 934 nt
Organism: Equus quagga
Lineage: Eukaryota; Metazoa; Chordata; Mammalia; Perissodactyla; Equidae
Gene: C14H11orf58
Product: chromosome 14 C11orf58 homolog
Exons: 5
Coding region: 143-691 (182 amino acids)
Source: RefSeq, a predicted model, not a curated record